Messenger RNA from Penicillium daleae, 1020 nucleotides. RefSeq lists its product as uncharacterized. The record is from RefSeq and is a predicted model, not a curated record. Bases 1 to 1020 code for a protein of 339 amino acids. The transcript is spliced from 5 exons. NCBI's taxonomy places the organism in Eukaryota, Fungi, Ascomycota, Eurotiomycetes, Eurotiales, Aspergillaceae.
AUGGCUAUGGAAUCUGCUGCUAUGGAUGCCCAGAACCAAGGCCCGACCAUUUUGGCGGUUUGCUGGCUUCUGGUCAUCCUUCCUGGCUUGAUGGUUGGGCUACGGCUUUGGUGCAAGCUUGGACUGAGUAAGAGAGGCUUUGGCGUGGAUGAUGCCAUUAUCUGUGUCGCAUGGUCUUUGCUCCUGAUCUACACGGCCCUUAUCACCAAGUCUGUCAACAUGGGAGUAAUUGGUAGACAUAUAUUCGCCAUUGACGACCCGGAAGUUAUACCGCCCGCACUGAAGCUCCUAUACAUCAGUUUCGUGAUUAUCAUCAUCGGCUGUGUCUUCAGCAAGACCUCUUUCGCAUUUACUCUCAUGCGCAUCGUGACCAAAACUUGGAUGAAGGUACUCCUAUGGUUCAUCAUCGUCACGAUGAAUGCCAUCAUGUGGCUCUGUGCCAUCUGCUAUCUGGCUCAAUGCAAGCCGGCAGCAGCACUCUGGGAUGCUAAGCUUCUGGCUACCGCCAAGUGCUGGCCAACAGAGGUAUUUGAAACCAUCGCUCUUGUUGCUGGAGCUUACUCCGGGUGCAUGGAUGUGAUUCUUGCUCUUCUUCCCUGGGUGGUCCUUUGGGGCCUCGAAAUGAAGAAGCGCGAGAAGGUUGGUAUUGCACUAGCUAUGAGUAUGGGUAUCACCGCCGCGAUUGCCGCCUUCAUCAAGACCUCGAAACUGGUCAAUGUCGCCCAAGUCCAGGAUUUCACCUGGUUCUGCACUUCUAUCACAAUCUGGGCCUCUGUUGAGACAGGUCUCACGAUUUUCGCCGCCUCUAUUCCUGCCCUUCGUAUUCUCUUCGUUCGAAUUCGCUCUAGCUACGACCACACAGAUGAUCCUUCCGGCACCUAUGACGGGGAAGAGAUCACCCUCCAAGCCCACAAGGAAGGAAGCAGUGCGCGAAGCGUUAUCAGUGAGCGUGGAAUCAAUAUGACACAGGAGGUGACGGUCGAGCAGAAUGUGGCUGGUGUGAGGCGCCUGGAUGCUUAG